Molecule: messenger RNA, 1794 nt
Organism: Labeo rohita (rohu)
Lineage: Eukaryota; Metazoa; Chordata; Actinopteri; Cypriniformes; Cyprinidae
Gene: baalcb
Product: BAALC binder of MAP3K1 and KLF4 b
Exons: 4
Coding region: 405-944 (179 amino acids)
Cellular component (GO): cytoplasm
Source: RefSeq, a predicted model, not a curated record
UGCUGUACCUCUGUAGGCAGAAGAGAUGGGAGGGUCAGCAUCAUUCACAUCGAGCGAGAGAGAGAGAUGGGGGAGUGUCAUCACUCAGUGUUUGGUUUAUUCGUCGCGGUAGAGCUCCUCUACGAAUCUUGGAAAUUAUGUUUUGAAAAUAGUAAUACAUACAGAGAACGUAUACCGGAGAAAACUGUCCCGACACUGAUUCCUCUGUCGACUUAAGAAUCCUGUUUGACUGACACCUGAUCACUGGAAGACUGAUUUUACAUCAAAUGAUGGUGAUAUGACACACCAUAAAUAAUAAAUGACAUUGCUUGGUAACAAACAUCCACUUUUCAUUUGCUAUUCGGGAGGUAUUGUAAUGGACCUCCAAUCCAAGGCUGUGUAGGUGUGGAUUUGUUUUUGGCGUCAUGGGUUGUGGAGGCUCCAGGACAGAUGUGUUGGAGCCGAGAUAUAUGGAGAGCUGGACCAAAGAGACAGAGUCCACUUGGCUGACGAGCACGGACACAGACAUACCCCUGUCCUCCAUCCAGAGCAUCCCCUCAGAAAACUCUUCAGAGGUGGGCUUCCCCUCAGAGAAAACCGCCAACCUUGAUCUCUUUGAUGAUGGUCUGCCGACUCCAGCUCAGGCAUAUCUGAAAGUGUGUUCUGCCAUGUCUGAGGUGGGUCUGAAUGACAUGAAAACUGCCAGCACCCCUGCAAUCCUCUCUUCUCAAGAGCAGGAAGUGUUGUCGUCUUCUGGUACCACAGUGCAGAGGAGAAGCGUGUUACGAACUGAGGAAAUAACCAAAUGGCAGGACAACCGGAUGUCCACCAAGCAAGUGACUAUCACUGUGACUCAAAGUAUCCGGCAGGUGGACAAGAGCGGGAAGAUCAAGGAAACUUCACAAACCACCUACGAGGUCAUGAAACCGGUGGAUGGGCUGGUGGAUGCAGCAAUUGACUCAUAAAACUUCAAAAACACUGUAUCUUGGAUUUCUUGAAAGCUUUGGUGAAGAAGUCAUGGACCAAAGAAAUAAAAAGCAGGGAUGACCUACAUGAAGAUGUUCAUCAGUGCUGUGAUUAACGGGUUUCAAGGGUCAGUUCAUUGUUAGUUUCAUUGUUCAGUUACACUUGACUGAUUUAUGUCUAUUUUUAUGUGCAUUCUCUGUUAUGUCCUUGUCAAAAUGUUUGUAUUUCUGAUGCUAACAAAAAGAAUCUUAGUAAAAGCAUCUACUGUACAUACAGUGAAAGCACAGUAAGGGCAAUCAACAGGCGGAUGCUUGACGUCCAGCUGAUUUUGUGAGAGGUGUAACGAUUAUAUUUAAACAGGUUAAAAACAUACCAACAACACAUGUUUUUUCCAGAAAAAAAUGGUGUCUUGAAGUUGAUGUACUGCUUUAGUUCUGAAAAUCAGGGCUCUUACUACCAUACUAUUGUUGCCUUCAGCUUUUUGGGUUACAAGUGCAAAUAUUUGUUCAAAACCUAAUUACAGUUUCUGUAGCAAGCUAGCACUACUGCGAAAGGUAGUGUGCAAGAAUAUAAAGCAGCUCUGUUUUGUUAUUCCAAUAUUGUUUGAGAUCACUGCUUUACUGACUGGAAAAAGAUGUUUAUUGCGGAGUUAUUAAAUAUUUAUUGUGGUAAUUUGGAAGCACAUGAUAACUAUUACUGUAUCCAAAUCUUUCUCUUGUUUCAGUCUCUGAAUUAUGGUUUUACAGUAAGGUUCUCUCUAGAAACACGGUCGUUCAAAAGUUUGGGAUCAGUACGAUUUUUUAUGCUUUUUAAAGAAGUCUUUUAUGCUCAUCAAGGCUGUGUUUAUUU